UGUUUCCCUCGUCUUUCGGUUGAGCAGAGCAAGCAAGGCAAGCCCCACAAGAGCGGGCCAGAAUAUAAGUUUUGCACGCGCAUUCAAAAAGCUACAAGAAAAUACAAGUCCAGAAUUAUUUAAUCGGUUUAACGUGUAUUUUGCAAUAGUGAAAUAAUACAAGCAAGCAAGGAAGCAAAAUCUGGUAUUGUAGCAUCAAGAGAAGAAAUGCAUUUGGAGUUACAUAAGCAAAUGGCAGAGUGCAAAGUCAUUUUUGAAAUAAUCGUCUAACGAAAACGAAGCAAUUUCGUUCGUCACUUCACAUUGAAAUACAUUUCAUCAGCCAAAAAAAAGAUUGAUAAAUAUAUAUAUAUACAUAUAUAUGAACGAAGCUAAAGCAAAAGCAAGAGCAGAGUAACAAAUAAAACUGAAUUGAAUUGAACUGUCGAAUUUGCCAAAGAGAAAAUAUGUGCACGGCAACAAAACAAAGGCAGAAAUGUUUAAGUAUACGCAAUAACAGAAGCAACAACAGCAACAGCAGCAGCGAAAAGAACGACAGUAAAAAGUCAGCGCCUAGCAACAAGACAAAUUUAGGAGCAGCAACAGCCGCCAUGUGCAACGAGUUUCUCUGAUUUGCCGUUAACAGAGCCAAACUCAAACUCAGCCAAAGAUUGUAAAUAUUUAAACAUUAUAUAAUAUAUAAAUAGUACAAUUUGCCAGUCGCACAAGCAAAAGUAGAGAAUAUUAUUGUUGUUGUAACAAUAAUAAAUAAAAAUUAAUCGCAAGUCAAAAGAAGCACAAGCAACAAAAUGAAUACAAACGCAGCACCAAGCAGCAGUCCCGCAAAAUUCAACGUGUUUGCUCAUUUGAAAUAUGAGCAUCUGGUAGCCGGCGUCUCCGGCGGCGUUGCAUCAACGCUAAUCCUGCACCCAUUGGAUCUCAUCAAAAUUCGCUUUGCUGUUAACGAUGGCCGCACGGCUACUGUGCCACAGUAUCGUGGAUUGGGCAGCGCAUUCACCACCAUAUUCCGGCAGGAAGGUUUCCGUGGUCUCUACAAGGGCGUCACUCCAAAUGUCUGGGGCUCCGGCUCCUCGUGGGGCCUCUACUUCAUGUUCUACAACACCAUCAAGACAUUCAUUCAGGAUGGCAAUACAACGAUGCCGCUGGGUCCCACCAUGCACAUGCUGGCCGCUGCCGAAUCAGGCGCUCUUACGCUCCUCCUAACGAAUCCCAUUUGGGUGGUCAAAACGCGUCUCUGUCUGCAGUGCGAUGCGGCAAGCAGCGCCGAAUACCGUGGCAUGGUGCAUGCCCUCGCCGAGAUCUACAAAACGGAGGGUGUGCGUGGUCUCUACAGAGGCUUUGUGCCCGGCAUGCUGGGCGUGUCGCAUGGCGCCAUUCAGUUCAUGACCUACGAGGAGAUGAAGAACGCCUACAACGAGUACCGCAAGCUGCCCAUCGAUACCAAACUGGCGACCAGCGAAUAUUUGGCAUUUGCUGCCAUGUCGAAACUGAUUGCCGCGGCGGCAACCUAUCCAUAUCAGGUGGUGCGUGCACGUCUGCAGGAUCAUCAUCAUCGGUAUAGCGGCACCUGGGACUGCAUCAAACAGACUUGGAGAUACGAGGGCGCUGCCGGCUUCUACAAGGGUCUCAAGGCGAACCUGAUACGCGUGGUGCCUGCUUGCAUGAUCACGUUCCUGGUGUAUGAGAACGUAUCACAUUUUAUGCUGGCGCGGGGGAAACGCAGAGCGGCAGAGAGGCAGGUCACCAAAGCAGAUCCAGAAGCUGAAUCCUAAUGUGUUGAUCCUUGAACGUUUCAGCUAGCUGUUAUUUAUUAUUAUUUUGUAAUCAUAAUUCUGUCAAUUACUAAAAUUCACUACUAAUACUGUGUGUGUGCUAUUCCUGACUUAGUAAGUAAAGCCUUUAAGUCUUUAGAAAUGUACAUGAAUAUUACGAUAGUGGAAACGAUAUUCCUACGCAGAAUGCAUUGAGUUACAUUAAAAUAUUUUACACAAUUCUGUAGGAAAGGGUACACAAUGUAUCCCUUAAAUCUUUACCAAAAUGCCAGUGAGAGUCGUGCUUUAAUAAGACUAAGUAAGGAACAUUAAUUAUAAUUUUGUAUAACACAUUUUAUAAAUGGCUGUUAAUAAUAUAGUAAAUGUUAUAACAUCACAAUUUAA
This is a messenger RNA of Drosophila grimshawi, 2156 nucleotides long. RefSeq names its product mitochondrial folate transporter/carrier. Gene Ontology annotation, biological process: folate import into mitochondrion; nucleotide transport. Gene Ontology annotation, molecular function: FAD transmembrane transporter activity; folic acid transmembrane transporter activity. The record is from RefSeq and is a predicted model, not a curated record. Lineage: Eukaryota; Metazoa; Arthropoda; Insecta; Diptera; Drosophilidae. The transcript is spliced from 5 exons. Gene Ontology annotation, cellular component: mitochondrion. The coding region runs from base 789 to 1772 and encodes 327 amino acids.